AUGCUACCUUUACAUGAAAAAACAUUAAAUGGAAAAACAAGAAAAUAUAAAAAUUUAACACAUUCAAAUGACAACAAAUGUUCGAAGUCUUUUUUUACAAAUGAUAAAACUAGAAAUGUAUAUAAAGAAAACAUAAAAAGAGAUUAUAGAAAGAGUCGAGCAACAUUAGACGCAACAUGUGCUAUUGCGCCAGGAGAAGAAAUGGAAGAUGAGGUGGAGGAAAAAGAAGAUUUAAAAGUUAUAAAGUUCUUAAAAAUAUAUAUUAACAAAUCAGCAAAGCAAAGGAUAUUAAUUAAUACAAUAAUUCUCUUCUUAUUUUUAUUGAUAGUAUAUAUAUCAUUCCUACGCAUUGACAAUAUAAGGACUGUUUAUUUAAUUGGGCUAGCACUUUACAGCAUAUACUUUUUACUUUUUUCCCUUUAUAUGUUGAGUACAAUAUUAAAUGAUGAAUACGAAGUUUAUAAUACAGUAAAAAGAGACGACCUUAUGAGUGAUAACAUAACACAUGAAAGACAGUUAAACAUUUUAAAUAAAAAUGAAGUAGCGAAUUCACAACAAAUGAACAGACAUGGAAACGCCUUAAGCCAUGGGUAUGGGGCAAGUAUCCCCCUUAAGGAUAGUCAGUACAGGAUCAAGCAUAAAUUAGAAGAGAAAAAUUAUACAAAAGGCAGGGACGCAGUGGAAGGAACAAAUCCCAGUAGUCCGGUGAAAGGAAGUGCACAUGAGCAGGGUAUUCCUACCAAUAGGAGUAGCUACAGAAGUAUCAGCAUGAGUGAAAAUGGAAAUGACAAAAAAAAAAGCCCACAUGGUAAAAAUAUCGUGGAGGUUCGUAAGGGGGGAAAUACCAAAAGGGCAGGGGCAUGUAACGAGGGUGUAGGGGAAAGUAACGAGGACAGUGAGGCUUUCGAAGGAUACGAUAUGUUCACCUUUGAUAGCAUAGCAAAGCCAAUAAGAGAAGGAGCAGAAGGAUUUUUUGCUGUUCAGUAUAAUUCAAUAUUUAGAAUUUCCUUACUUUUUAGUCUAUUAAUAUUCCUCUUAUAUAUUAUGAGAGGAGAUUAUACAAAACUACCACAGGAGAAGAGUGUAAGAAUGAAACAUGUUAGUGAUAAGUCUGUUGUCAUAUCACCAUGUGCAUAUGGUCUUAUAACAGCUGUGUCUUUUUUAUUAGGGGCUAUUUGUAGCUCAAUAGCAGGAUAUAAUGGAAUAUAUGUUGCUGUUAGAGCUAAUGUGAAAGUAGCUAAAGCUGCAACCUAUUCAUAUAAUAAAGCAUUAAUUACAUGUUUUAGAAGUGGUGCAGUAAGUGCAAUUGUGAAUGUAUCCUUAGCUAUUUUAGGUAUCUGUAUAUUACUACUGUUCGUAAGCGUGUUGUAUCCUUCAUUGGCCUUUACGAAACAUCCUUUAUUAAUAGUAGGGUACGGGUUUGGAGCUUCUUUAGUUGCAAUGUUAUAUCAGUUAGCUGGUGGUAUAUAUACUAAAGCAGCAGAUAUAGGUGCAGAUUUGGUUGGGAAGAUAGAAAGACAUAUACCUGAAGAUGAUGCAAGAAAUCCUGCAGUUAUAGCCGACCUAGUAGGUGAUAAUGUAGGAGAUUGUGCAGGUCAAUGUGCAGAUUUAUUUGAAUCGAUAUCUGCUGAAAUUAUUGCUUCUAUGAUUUUAGGAGGGAAUUUAUGUGUUAAUGGUAUAAUAUCUGAAAAAAGUGCUAGCUAUUUUGUUCUAUUCCCCUUAUUUGUUCAUUCCAUGGAUUUACUUGUUUCUACCAUAGGUGUUUAUUUAGUAUAUACAAGCAGUAAUGAUGAAUGGAAUGGCUCCAAAAGAAAUAGGGAAGCUUAUUACAAAGGGGCUAAUGAAAAAAUAGAGAAGGUGGAAAAAGCGAAGAAAGCGGACAAGGCGGAGUAUGGGAAGAAGCACACUUACAGCAGUAAUGACAUAAAAACAUGUUUUUAUGAAAAAUCUAGGGCUACUAAAAAUAUGAACAGUAAAGAAGUAGAUUUACUGCUGUGUGAAAAUUAUGCGGACGAUCAUGAUCAUUAUGAUCAAUUUGAUUAUAAUUAUGAGUAUGAUGAUAAAAUAAAAUCAGAAAAUUUAGAAAGCCCUUUAAAAGUUAUGCUUAAAGCAUACUUUUUUAUAUGCUUACUUUCCAUUACAGGAUUUUCGCUUUUAUGUAGAAUUCUUUUUUCAUUAGAUGAAGAGAGGGGGAAAAACUAUACAUGGGCAUAUUUUUCCUUAUGUGGAUUAGUUGGUAUGACUUGUUCAUAUUUAUUUGUUAUCUUGACAAGAUACUACACAGACUAUUCAUAUCCAAAGGUAAAAAAAAUAGCACAUGCCUCUUUGAGUGGACCUGCCACAAAUAUAAUAGCAGGUUUGUACGUAGGUUUAGAGUCUACCUUUUUUCCUGUAAUCGUUAUUUCAAUAUCUCUAUUGUUGUCAUAUUAUUUAGGUAUAAAAGGAAAUAUAACAGGAGAUAGUGGUGUUAUAAAUGGGUUAUAUGGUACAUCUGUUGCUACAAUGGGUAUGUUAUCAACGGCUGUAUUUAUUUUAAGUAUGUCUAAUUUUGGCCCGAUAGCUGACAAUGCAGGAGGAAUCGUAGAGAUGUCUAAACAACCAGAAUAUGUUCGUAUUAUAACAGACAAACUAGAUGCUGUUGGAAAUGUAACUAAAGCUAAUACUAAAGGUUUUAGUGUAGGGUCUGCUGCACUUGCAUGUUUUCUACUCUUUUCUGCUUUUUUAAGUGAAGUAUCUAUAUAUUCAAAAACGCCUCUUCAGACUGUUGACAUUGCAAUACCGGAGGUGUUCAUAGGUGGGAUUUUAGGUUCUGUUGUUGUUUUUCUUUUUGCAGCAUGGUCCUUAGAUGCUGUAGGUAAUACUGCUGAAGAAGUAUUGAAUGAAGUACGACGACAAUUUAAUGAACACCCAGGUAUUCUAACAUAUAAAGAAAAACCUGACUACCAUACUUGUGUAGCUAUAAUAAGUAGAAGAGCAUUAUCAGAAACAGUAAAACCUGGACUUCUAGGAAUUUUUGCUCCAAUAAUUGUUGGUAUGUUGUUUAAAUAUAUUGGUUUCUUACAAAAUAAUCAACUCCUAGGUGCACAAGUUAUUGCCUCUUUUAUUAUGUUUUCCACAUCCACUGGUAUCCUCAUGGCCCUAUUUUUAAAUAAUGCCGGUGGUGCAUGGGAUAAUGCCAAAAAGUAUAUUGAAUCAGGUUUUUACGGGGGGAAAAAUAGUCCUGCGCAUGUUUCCAGUGUCAUAGGAGAUACUGUAGGAGAUCCUUGCAAAGACACCGCUGGACCUUCAAUCCAUGUUCUCAUCAAGCUCAUAUCGACCAUAACAAUGGUGAUGACUCCGUUAAUUGCAUCGACCGCGACAGAGUAA
Molecule: messenger RNA, 3366 nt
Organism: Plasmodium malariae
Lineage: Eukaryota; Apicomplexa; Aconoidasida; Haemosporida; Plasmodiidae
Gene: VP2
Product: V-type K+-independent H+-translocating inorganic pyrophosphatase, putative
Exons: 2
Coding region: 1-3366 (1121 amino acids)
Biological process (GO): proton transmembrane transport
Cellular component (GO): membrane
Molecular function (GO): diphosphate hydrolysis-driven proton transmembrane transporter activity; inorganic diphosphate phosphatase activity
Source: RefSeq, a predicted model, not a curated record